This is a messenger RNA of Colletotrichum navitas, 1284 nucleotides long. RefSeq names its product histidine phosphatase superfamily. The annotation marks the transcript as partial. The transcript has a single exon. Gene Ontology annotation, molecular function: acid phosphatase activity. NCBI's taxonomy places the organism in Eukaryota, Fungi, Ascomycota, Sordariomycetes, Glomerellales, Glomerellaceae. The record is from RefSeq and is a predicted model, not a curated record.
GAGCCCAAGUCCCACUUCUGGGACUGGUACAGCCCAUACUACCCGGUGCCGUCAGAAAUCGACCCUGCUGUACCUGCAGGCUGCAAGGUCACCUUCGUACAAGUUCUAAGCAGGCAUGCUUCCAGAUAUCCCAAGCUACCUGAGAUGGAACGUGCUAAGGCACUUCUCGCUCGUAUUCGGUCCGAAGCCUCCGGUCAUAUCCGGCCUGGAGUCUCUAAUCGCGAUAGUCUGAAGAUCCUGAUGUCCAACGAUUUGAUACCCCACGAGUUUGAAAAGCUUACACCAUAUGGCAAGAAAGAAGCCAUAGACUCUGGUAGAUCGUUUUUUAAACGGUACCAGGCUCUUGCCGCUGACAACGACCCAUUCAUGAGAAGCAUUGACGAGGACCGCGUGAUUGAGACAGCCUCUCUUUGGAAGAAAGGAUUCUAUCAAUCAAAGGGUCAGGACGACUCAAAAUAUCCAGACGACAGGCGCAUGCAGAUUAUACCUACGACAAAAGGCUUCAACAAUUCGCUACAUUACGGUGGUUGUCCAGCUUUUGACAGGACUGUUUCUAAAAUCCACACAGAAACGGCGAUGCAGUGGAUGAACCGAAAUUUUAAGCUCAUUAUAGCGCGGCUAAACCGGGAGCUACCAGGGAUACAUCUCACACCUGCUGACGUCCAACGGUUAAUGAGGCUAUGUCCAACAAACACAGUAAUCAACGGCAUAGAGUCAAAAGUUUGUAAACUCUUUACAACAGAGGAGUUUCAGGACACUGAAUAUGGCAACACCAUCGGCCAAUAUUAUUCAUGGGGUCCAGGUAACCCAUUGGGUGUAACCCAAGGGGUGGGCUUUACUAAUGAGCUUAUUGCGCGGUUAACGGGGAAACCAGUAGUCGACCACACAUCAACAAACACAACGCUUACUCAGGAUCCAGCAACAUUCCCACUUGACAAGAAGAUAUAUGCUGACUUUUCCCGGAGUAACGUAUUAGUAUCUAUAUACAGUGCAAUGGGGUUAUUUGAUGAAUCACAGCCUCUAAGUAAGACAAAGAUGACACCGCUAGCAAAAUCCGGGGGUUUCACGAUGAGUAGGCUGAUUCCGUUUGGAUCUCGCAUGUAUGUAGAGAAGCUCAAGUGUAGUGACGAAACGGAGGAGUUAGUCAGGGUGCUGAUUAACAACCGGGUGAUGCCGCUAUCUAGGUGCGGCGUUGACAGACACGGCCGGUGCAAGCUGGGGAACUUUGUGGAAAGCUUGAGAUUUGCAAGGACUGGGGGGGACUGGGAUAGAUGCUUUUCCUAG